CCUUCAUUUGCUCCUCUAACUCCCCCUAUUUGUACAACGUGGGUGUCAGGAAAAUAAAGUGAUUGUUACUUUAUGUCAUGUUUUAAGUUGGUAUAAGUGCGCGUAGGGAUUUUACCAUUCCGAUGUCCACCGUCUAUGGAAAUGCUGAGUUGCCGACAUGUGGAAUUACGGACACAGAGUUCUCAUUGCUGGGCUCCUGUAUCCCUGACUGGUUACGCACAGUGGUCGGAUAUUCAAACGUUGAAAUCGAAGAAGAAACACCAAAAUUUAUUCGUAUAUUUUAACGUGACCUUACUGACCACCCCUGAGGCAUGCACUUGCGACAAAAUGUCUCCUACCGUGUGCCUGCACAAAAAUGCUUCUGAAAGAGAACACUCCUAUCUGAACGUCAUCCACCCGUUCCCACUGCUCUCUAAUGGCACCAUAUCUGCGAAAAGAAGGUCCAGAUUUACACGUCGCCUUGAAUUAAUUGUUACUUGCACUGUCCUUUGAGAAUGCACAGGGUGAAGUUAUACCACACCGUGGCUCACGUUUCGGACCAUUUUCACCAUCAUAGGAUUAUUGCUAGAAGCGGGUUUUCGUUCUGCAAAAAGCAGUGCGACGGGAUUUUUUCCGGAAAACUCGCCAUCGGAGCCGUAAAAGCAUUUAAGCAUCACCUGAUGCCAUCCGGUGCAUAGUGUAUUCCAUCGCCCAUCCAAAAUAUGUGUGUGUGUCUAUGUCCCGUGGUGCUGACCUCCUUCCAUUUCAAUCCACGGCAUCAUGUUUGUUGUGUUAUGUCAAAAUCGUUUACUUCAUCGUUUUAUGAAUCGAACCACAGAAGUCGUUCGGACAGAAAACAUUGUGGCUUUUUGUCCUCGAACGUAGGAGGACGACCAUGUAAAGAUGUUCAAGCCCUCUCUCUAUCUUAACUGGCGCAGCGAUAAAAAACACUACCGUAAAUGCUCGCCGAGAGUCGCUGGGGCUCGCAUUAUUCGAUGUGAUAGCCAUUCUACCCAUGACGUGUCAUCAGGGUUUUAACACUUGUAGGAAUCAUCAAGGCUGGGCGCCAAGGUUGCACUGUUGGAUUAUGUCAACCCCACCCCGAAGGGUACCGUCUGGGGCCUUGGUGGCACAUGCGUCAAUGUCGGUUGCAUUCCUAAGAAGCUGAUGCACCAAGCAGCCCUCCUCCGUACGUUUUUCGCCUUGCGAGAAUCUUUAUUGGAAAUUAUCCUACUUUGUUGUUUUGUCUGCUUCUUAUCAUCAUCUGAUCUUGGGUUAAUCUUUUUGUACAAGUUUUUUCCGUAAAUAACCUCAUCCUAAGUGAUCACCUGUAAAAUUUGUCGUUGGUCUGUAAUUCGCCCAUGCUAUGCCUCUACUGCCCCGUUUUUGUCUGGUCUCGUGGAGUAGGCAUCUGCGCAUUUAAACUGACCGUCCCCCAUCACACUUACUUGAUCAAAAUCGUACUCGUACCUCACCUCAGCAUUGUUAAAUUUCGUCGCCUUAUGUUCAGUUAAGCUCCUGAGUCAGAUUCAUCUCUACCGAACAACAGAGCGCUUGAUCAGGAUGCUAACGUUUAUAAUGUAGUUUAGGGGACCAUCCCAUGGAUAAUAAAUUUUAGUGAGUUUGACUUAAUGAUGUACGGGUAAGUCAUGUCCCGAGGAACAAACCUCAGAAAUGUUUUUAACCAGUCUUCGAAAGUCGACUCGCAAAAUGUGCUCGCCAUAUGCGUAGCUUUCCAUGUGCAUGUUUCAUCUACUUGGAGAUAAUUUGCCUGUCGCGUGCACCGAAAACUACCAUUGUCACGAAAUCUCAACGACUAAUUUCUCAGGAGCUGCGAAACGCCGAUCUUACUCUUUUCCCGCACCCGCCCCAUCUCAUUCACUUAAAGACAUCAGUGGAAACGGUCGCACUGACCGUUGUGUUUUGCUGACCAACGUUCAUCAAAUCUUUCACUAAUCCUUCUCUACUGCUUUUUGCAGUGGCUUCAGAAGAUAUGUCAAAUUUAGGUCAAAAUACCAUUAUUAUUACUUUUGACUGUAUACCGGUCGUUUAUCCUGAAAACAUACGUUUUGUAGUCGUCCAAUGGUGUUGCCUACCUAGAGUCCUUAGUCUACUCCAAAACACUCCACACGAUACUAGUGCUUUGUGUGAGGCACUUGUUUGGGUUGGAAUAGUUUGUAUACCCUCCCCCAUCCAACAGGACACGGCAGUAGAAACGCCCCGCCCUCCACGUAAUGCAGGUUGACUUACGCUAACUCCCAGAGGGGGUAAACAUUUUCAUGUUCUACCCCUAACACUAGCCUUCGCCUUGACCGUAACCCAAAUCCUAACCCUACCUAUAAUCCUAACCUCACCUUAGCUCCAUACAUAAUCCCAACGCUAACCUUUAUCUUAACCCUAAUUUCCGGCCACCUGUAUUACGACGCGUAUCUGUUCCUGUGUUUCACCGUUAUGCAAUUUUGAUUCAAAAUCACCAAGAGGGGUUUCGACAGAGAGACAGAUAGCAAGGUGAAUCUGCACAAUCUUAAAUCGAUUAGGACGAAUUUGUAAACUUUCUCACUCCCAUUUUCUGUUGUGAUUUGACGUUGUCGCUUCCUUCAGAUCACUCCCUUCAGGAUGCCAAGUCAUUCGGCUGGAAUGUCCCUGACAACUGUAAGUCCUAA
Spirometra erinaceieuropaei is the source of this 2642-nucleotide messenger RNA. The record is from the annotation of a GenBank genome assembly. Lineage: Eukaryota; Metazoa; Platyhelminthes; Cestoda; Diphyllobothriidea; Diphyllobothriidae.